GCUCUGAGUCCCCCUCCCCGUCAGUCAUGAAUGGACUUGGGGAUCCCGCCGGGCUGGCGAGGCGCGGGCGGGUGCGGCGCCGCCGCCAGCCCUACGCUGCCAGCGGAUCGGUGUUGGCCGUGCCCUUGAGGCCCAGGAAGAUCCGAAGGCACCGGAGAAGCGCGGCGUCCCGCAUGGCGGCGCUGAGCGCCCAGACGUUGCCGCCGAGCGACGACUCGUCGGACUCGCGGCUGGAGGCGGCCGCCGACGGCCCGGGUGCGGGGGACGCGCGGGCCGGCGGGGCGGCGGCCGCGGCGACGGCGACCAGGACGGCGGGCGUCCGGGGCGCGGGCGGGCCACCAGCGUCCGUCCUCCGCGGGCCUGCAGAGCCUCGGGCCGCCUCGCGCUCGCGGCCGGCCCCGGCGGCCUCCUGUGUUCCCCGCGAGCCGGCAGCCGAGGCGGACGAGCCCGGCCGGGAGCCGCCCCGGGACUCGCCGCUGCAGCAGGUCCUGGCGGAGCUGAACCGCAUCGCCAGCAGCCGGCGGCGCGCCGCGCGCCUCUUCGAGUGGCUCAUCGCGCCCAUGCCGCCCGAGCACUUCUACCGGCGCCUCUGGGAGCGGGAGGCCGUGCUGGUGCGGCGGCAGGACCACGCCUACUACCGGGGCCUCUUCUCCACCGCCGACCUGGACUCCGUGCUGCGCCACGAGGACGUGCAGUUCGGCCAGCACCUGGACGCCGCGCGCUACGUCCGCGGGCGCCGGGAGACCCUGAACCCGCCGGGCCGCGCUCUGCCCGCCGCCGCCUGGUCCCUGUACCAGGCCGGGUGCUCGCUGCGCCUCCUCUGCCCGCAGGCGUUCUCGCACACCGUGUGGCAGUUCUUGGCUGUGCUGCAGGAGCAGUUCGGAAGCAUGGCCGGCUCCAACGUCUACCUCACGCCCCCCAACUCGCAAGGGUUUGCCCCCCACUACGACGACAUCGAGGCGUUCGUGCUGCAGCUGGAAGGUAGGAAACUCUGGCGCGUCUACCGACCGCGAGACUCGUCCGAGGAACUGGCUUUGACCUCGAGCCCCAACUUCAGCCAGGAGGACCUUGGUGAGCCCGUCCUGCAGACGGUGCUGGAACCGGGAGACUUGCUCUAUUUCCCUCGGGGCUUCAUUCACCAAGCCGAAUGCCAGGAUGGAUCUCACUCUCUGCACCUCACCUUGUCCACCUACCAGCGCAAUACCUGGGGUGACUUCCUGGAGGCCGUCUUGCCCCUGGCAGUGCAGGCAGCAAUAGAAGAAAAUGUCGAGUUUCGGAGGGGUCUCCCUCGAGACUUCAUGGAUUACAUGGGAGCCCAGCAUUCAGAUUCGAAGGAUCCGCGAAGAACAGCCUUCAUGGAAAAGGUGCGGGUAUUGGUCGCCCGCUUAGGGCACUUUGCUCCUGUCGAUGCUGUGGCGGACCAGCGAGCCAAAGACUUCAUCCAUGAUUCUCUGCCCCCGGUUUUGACUGAUAGGGAGAGGGCGUUAAGCGUCCAUGGGCUCCCAAUUCGCUGGGAGGCUGGGAAACCUGUCAAUGUGGGGGCUCAGCUGACCACCGAAACGGAAGUCCACAUGCUUCAGGAUGGCAUAGCUCGCCUGGUGGGUGAGGGAGGUCAUUUGCUUCUCUAUUACACCGUGGAAAACUCUCGUGUUUAUCAUCUGGAGGAACCCAAGUACUUGGAAAUCGACCCCCAGCAGGCUGAUGCCAUGGAACUCCUGCUUCGAUCCUACCCAGAAUUUGUGAGAGUUGGAGAUCUGCCCUGUGACAGUGUGGAGGACCAGCUUUCCUUAGCAACCAUGUUGUAUGAUAAGGGGCUGCUGCUCACCAAGGCGCCGCUAACUGUGAACUAGGUCCUUGUUGAUGGCUGGGAAGAACACAAUACUGGUUCUGCACUACCAUGGCCACAUCCCCCCCCCCCUUUUUUUUUUUUUAACUCAUGUUCUUACCUUGGUCACUGUAAUACGGUCACACUUACCUUUAUGGCCGCUUCGAUGUCAAACUCUGGUGGUCCAGGAAGAACUGCUUGAUCUAGGUACAAAAGUAAAGGCAGAAAUUGGAGGGGGGGGGGGCCUAUUUCUUCAGGGUACUACUACUGGAUGUUAUCCUGCUUGAGGCAUUACAGGUUUUUAUACGGAAGUUGCAUCUUUUCAUUAGUUUGUGGGGAGGGCUGGGGUCAGUAUCCUGUUUGUUAAAACCUUUUGUGAACCUAGAUUUAUUAAAGUACCAAAGAAUUUUU
Molecule: messenger RNA, 2236 nt
Organism: Jaculus jaculus (lesser Egyptian jerboa)
Lineage: Eukaryota; Metazoa; Chordata; Mammalia; Rodentia; Dipodidae
Gene: Riox1
Product: ribosomal oxygenase 1
Exons: 1
Coding region: 27-1850 (607 amino acids)
Cellular component (GO): nucleolus
Molecular function (GO): histone H3K36 demethylase activity; histone H3K4 demethylase activity
Source: RefSeq, a predicted model, not a curated record